ACGCGACCAACUGCUUAGGUAUGUGACCCGAGCCGCUCCCACUGUAACCAGUACUACCCGCCGCCGCCGCCGCCGCCGCCCGGCAAGGAACUGCCGCCGACGAGUCCCCACCUUCCCAUCUUUCUCCACUGCUACCCCCUCUCCCCCAGCCUCGCCCACCGCUCCACAUCACAUAAUCCCACGCCCACCGCCCGCCUCUCUGUUACGGCGGCUGCCGGCGACGGACGACGGCGGCUGCACGAAGCCCCAGCUCGCCGCCGUUGGUGGCCGAAGCGGUCCUCAAGCUACAGGCGUUCCGCGGGUACUUGUCCUCUUCCAUCUUUCCGAAUCGGAGCCCGCUUGUAGAAGAGAAGAGUUGUUGUUCGAUUCAAAGUCUGAACCGACAAGGAUCCAAUGAAGAAGGAAUCCGGGCGAUACCAGUGGCGUUUUCGGACUCGGAUUGCCAAAACCUACUCGAAUCAGUGCUGAGGCCUCCACAUAAGUACCCAGGCCCUCCGACCCCGGAGUAUCAAAUCAAAGGUUGCAGCUUCAGCUAGGUGGGGAUCAGAUCAGAGGUUGCAGCUUUCCAAGCACCACCGAAGCAAAUUCAUCUUCCGUUCGUAGGUGGGGAUCAAAGUUUCGCUUCAAUGGAGGCUUGUAGCUUAGCCAGGACAAUUGGCUUAUGGAGUUUACCCACACACCCAAGGAUGUUCUUGUCUCAGGUCUUCAGAGUUUUGCUCAAGCUGCUUGGUCUCCCCCCCAGUUUACUGAAGAAAUUCCUCAAACAUGAGCAUAUUCAUCCACCACACAUGGAGAGUGAAGUAGGCGGAUUGCCGGAGCUGCCGCACGAACUCCUCGUGGAUAUAUUUGCCCUCCUAGAUAUUCCCGACCUGAAGCGUGCCAGCUCCGUCUGCUCCUCCUGGCGCUCAGUUUAUACCAGCCUAUGCAGCCUUGGGCUGUACAAGCGGCCCCAGACGCCAUGCCUGUUCUACACCUCUGAAUCUGCUGGUGAGAGUGUUGCCUUCCUCUACAGCCUCGCAGAGAAGAGGUCAUACAAGUUGACUCUCCCGGAGCCACCUAUCCGCAGUAGGCAUCUGAUCGGCUCCACAAAUGGCUGGCUGGUCACUGCUGAUGAGAGGUCUGAGAUGCAUCUUCUGAAUCCAAUCACCUGUCAACAGAUUGCUCUCCCGUUGGUGAUCACCAUCGAGCAUGUGACCCCCAUUUUUGAUGAAGCAGGUGCCUUAUGUGAGUACCAUUACUCGCGACACACAUAUGGGCCAUAUGGGCUCUGUACUGCUGACCGACCUUCAAUCCUUGCUCUUGACGAGCUACGGAGCUACCUCUAUGUAAAGGCAUUUGUAUUUUAUGAUGCAUCUGCAGGUGGACAUAUCGUGGUGCUUAUCCACAAUCCAUUCGGGCAGCUUUCGUUUGCUAGGUUAGGGGAUGACAAGUGGACCUGGCUGCCACAGCACUCUUUUUUUCAUGACUGCAUCUAUAAGGAUGGCCUAUUAUAUGCAGUGACAGCACAAGGGAAAAUUCUCGCCUUCAAUCUCAGAGGUCCUGUGGUCACAACGGAGUUAAUCAUGGACAUUGCGAAAGACAUUUUAGAUGAAAAUAUUUACAUUGUCCAGGCUCCAUGUGGCGGUCUACUUCAAGUCUGGAGAACCCAAGAGGCUAGUCAGUAUGUUGAAGAUGCUGGCCCUGCAAUAGAUCUGACUAAUACCAGAGAUAUCAAGAUAUUUAAAGUUGAAACCACGGCUGAAAAGCUUGUGGGAAUAGAUAGCUUGGAUGAUCAUGUGUUGCUUCUUGGGCACAACCAAACACUUUGUCUAAGUGUUGAAGAGUAUCCACAUCUGAAAGCAAACCAUGCCUAUUUUACAGAUGAUUGCGAACUGUAUCUUUUUGGAUGGAAGAAUAACCGUCGUGAUAUUGGAAUCUGUGACUUGGCAAAUAACACUUGUGAGGAACUUGUGUCCCCUCAGCCUUGGUCCAACUGGCCUAAUCCCAUAUGGAUAACACCAAGUCUUACAAGACUGUAACCCAGCGAUGGAGUGACUCAAUACCAGUUCUUGUAACGGAGCGUGCCUGCGAGCCGCUUAUAUUUUCUUAUUUUAUAUUAUCUGUGCCUACCUGAUCUGUAGGGGCACUGUAAUCUCUUAAGCACAGGGUCUGUUCGUCCCACGGUUGAAAUUGACAAGUCAUGGUGUAAACUCAUUAGUGCAAUGGGAAAACUGUGGGAUGUCUUAUUUUUCCUGCUUGUAGCAUUAUCUUUUUUCCCCUAUGCAAAAUUCUAAGUACAUCUU
This is a messenger RNA of Triticum aestivum (bread wheat), 2282 nucleotides long. RefSeq names its product probable F-box protein At4g22165. The coding region runs from base 627 to 2018 and encodes 463 amino acids. The record is from RefSeq and is a predicted model, not a curated record. NCBI's taxonomy places the organism in Eukaryota, Viridiplantae, Streptophyta, Magnoliopsida, Poales, Poaceae. Gene Ontology annotation, molecular function: protein binding. The transcript has a single exon.